Messenger RNA from Colletotrichum truncatum, 2124 nucleotides. RefSeq names its product 1,4-alpha-glucan-branching enzyme. Lineage: Eukaryota; Fungi; Ascomycota; Sordariomycetes; Glomerellales; Glomerellaceae. The record is from RefSeq and is a predicted model, not a curated record. Gene Ontology annotation, biological process: glycogen biosynthetic process. Gene Ontology annotation, molecular function: cation binding; hydrolase activity, hydrolyzing O-glycosyl compounds; 1,4-alpha-glucan branching enzyme activity. Gene Ontology annotation, cellular component: cytoplasm.
AUGGCUGCAAUUGUCCAGAACUCGGCGAACUCCAUUGCCCUGAAUGGAAAUCAGGGUGCUGCUGAAGGCAUUCCUAAUGACGGCACCGGUGUCGUGAAACUCGACCCGUGGCUGUCGCCUUUCCAAGAAUCCCUCAAGAGGCGCUACAGUCGCGCUCAGGACUGGAUCAAGAAACUAAACGACACUGAGGGCGGCAUUGACAAGUUCUCCAAGGGCACCUCGAUCUUUGGGUUCAAUGUAGACCAGGACAACAACAUCAUCUACAGGGAGUGGGCUCCCAAUGCCAUCCGGGCUUUCCUGACUGGUGACUUCAAUGACUGGAACAGAAGUUCCCAUGAGAUGAAAAAGAACAACUUUGGCGUGUUCGAAAUUGUUGUUCCUGCCGUAAAUGGCCAAGCUGCAAUUCCUCACAACUCUAAAGUCAAGAUUUCCUUGGAACUCCCGAAUGGCGAGCGCGUUGACCGUCUCCCCGCAUGGAUCAAAUAUGUGACGCAAGACUUGUCCAUCUCUCCUGCGUACGAAGCCCGAUUCUGGAACCCGCCUGCGGCGGAAAAAUAUGAGUUCAAGCACCCGAGACCGCAGAAGCCCCGAAGUGCUCGCGUUUACGAGGCUCACGUGGGAAUAUCCUCGCCCGAAUUGAGAGUUGCGACUUAUAAAGAGUUCACCCACAACAUGCUACCUCGGAUCAAGAAUCUCGGCUACAAUGUGAUCCAGCUCAUGGCAGUUAUGGAACACGCCUACUACGCCAGUUUUGGUUAUCAAAUCAACAACUUCUUCGCCGCCAGCAGCCGGUAUGGCCCCCCUGAAGACCUCAAGGAACUGGUCGACACUGCCCACAGCAUGGGUAUUGUCGUGCUCCUUGAUGUUGUUCACAGCCACGCCUCCAAGAAUGUACUUGACGGACUGAAUGAAUUCGAUGGUACUGAUCAUCAAUACUUCCACGAGGGUGGUCGUGGCCGACACGAGCUGUGGGACAGCAGGCUGUUCAACUACGGCCACCACGAGGUCAUGAGGUUUCUACUCAGCAACCUGCGAUUUUGGAUGGAUGAAUAUCACUUUGAUGGUUUCCGGUUCGAUGGUGUUACAAGCAUGUUGUAUCUCCACCACGGUAUUGGAACUGGCUUUUCUGGGGGUUAUCAUGAGUACUUCGGUCCCGACGCCGACGAGGAGGCUAUUGUCUACCUUAUGAUCGCCAACGAGAUGCUUCACUCGCUAUACCCUGAAGUUAUCACUGUAGCUGAAGAUGUGUCUGGCAUGCCCGCCCUCUGCCUUCCUCUAUCCCUGGGAGGUGUUGGAUUCGACUAUCGUCUCGCUAUGGCCAUUCCGGACAUGUGGAUCAAGAUUCUCAAGGAAGUCAAGGAUGAGGACUGGGACAUUGGUAACAUUUGCUUCACCCUAACCAACAGAAGGCACGGCGAGAAGACUAUUGCAUAUUGCGAGAGUCACGACCAAGCGCUUGUGGGUGACAAGACUCUUAUGAUGCAUCUGUGUGAUGCUGAGAUGUAUACCAACAUGUCUACUUUGACUCCUUUGACGCCAGUCAUUGACCGUGGUAUGGCUCUGCACAAGAUGAUUCGCCUUUUGACCCAUGGCCUUGGCGGUGAAGGCUAUCUCAAUUUCGAAGGCAAUGAAUUUGGUCAUCCUGAGUGGCUGGAUUUCCCUCGGGAGGGCAAUCAAAACUCCUUCUGGUAUGCUCGUCGCCAGCUGAAUCUCACUGAGGACCAUCUACUCCGUUACAAGUUUCUCGACCAUUUUGAUCGUCUAAUGAACACCACGGAGGGGCAGUAUGGUUGGCUGGCAGCGCCUCAAGCUUACAUCUCACUGAAACACGAGGGAGACAAGGUUAUCGUCUUUGAGAGAGCAGGUGUAGUUUUCAUCUUCAACUUUCACCCUGAGAGAAGUUAUACCGACUACAGAAUUGGCAUCGAUGUUCCCGGAUCUUACAAGGUCAUUCUUAACACCGACUCCAAGGAUGUUGGUGGACAUGGCCGAGUUGAUGAAAACACCCGAUUCUUCACCACGCCUAUGGAGUGGAAUAACCGGAAGAACUGGACUCACAUUUACAUCCCAAGUCGAUCUGCAUUGGUGCUCGGCUUGGAGUCUCCCAUUUCUCAGCAAUCUUAG